GUUAUGAUGAUCGAGACACUGAUUGCAAUGAUGCGGUAUCUGUCACCUCGGCAGGACGACGAUGCUGUUGAUCGGUUGAAUUAUCUAUUUACUCCAAACAUACUGUUGGCAUUUGCGGUAUUGAUCAGCUUUAAGCAAUUCGGUGGCCAUCCUAUAGAGUGCAUUACUGCAAGCAAGCUGCCUGGUUCGUGGGAAGAAUACGCAGAAAACUACUGUUGGGCGCAAGACACGUAUUUUGUAAAACUAAACGAACCUGUGGCUUUAGUGCAGCAGCAAGAUCGAUAUACUGAAAACAGGAGGUUGACAUACUAUAAAUGGGUGCCAUUCUUCUUGCUUUUUCAAGCAGCUUUAUUUCGUCUUCCCAGUCUGUUUUGGAACUACCUUUCUUUUAGCUCAGGAAUUCGAAUAAAUGAAAUUGUAACACGAGCAGUGGACCCAGCAAACAUGGAGGAGCCAAAUCAGAGCCACUGUGUCGCGGUGCUUGCUAAACAUAUUCAGAACGCAUUAAGGUUUCAAAGACGGAUUCACAAGACACUAACUUUUUUAAACAUUCGAUACACCGCGUUCUUCAUAUCAUUGAUGUACAUGAUCACCAAAACUCUGUAUUUGACCAACGCGCUUUUGCAAAUAUACAUCUUGAACAGGUUUUUAAAAAUUGGCCAAAAUGAGUGGUAUGGUUUGAAAGUUAUUCAAGAGGUUUUAAAUGGCACUGAAUGGAGUAAUAGUGGAGUUUUUCCGCGGGUCUCAGUUUGCGACUUUACGAUCUGGCAAGUCGGAAACAUUCUUCGGUAUUCAGCACAGUGUGUUUUGGUCAUCAACAUGUUUAACGAAAAGAUUUUCAUAUUUCUCUGGUUUUGGUACAUGCUUCUAGUUACGUGUACAUUAUUAUCGUUUGCGUACUGGUUGAUAACGCUAACGGUUCCAUGCUUUAACCGGUGGUUUAUUUCACAGAGUUUAGAAUUGUCGGACAUGAAAUUCGAUCCUGAAACAAAGAGAAAAGAAGUUGAAAGAUUUAUAUCAAAAUAUUUACGAUACGAUGGCGUGUUUGUUCUCAGAAUGGUUACUAUACAUGCGGGAGUAAUUUUCGGCACAGAUUUGGUGCUUGCUUUAUGGAACGCCUUUUACCACCUUGAAGAGGAAGUAAUAAGGAGGAAAGAAUUUACUCCGCCUUUGGACUUAAAUGUACGCACUAAGCUGAUACCGGUUGUGUCCGACAAGUCUGAAAGCGGUUCGAACGAUUAUAACUGA
Molecule: messenger RNA, 1248 nt
Organism: Enterobius vermicularis (human pinworm)
Lineage: Eukaryota; Metazoa; Nematoda; Chromadorea; Rhabditida; Oxyuridae
Source: the annotation of a GenBank genome assembly